AUGGCCCCCGGAGGCUCAAAGCCCGCCGGGCCCGGCAGUGCCGGCGCCUUUGUCUUUGUCAACACCACCAGUGACAGCUCCGCGGCAGGCCACAAGGCGUCCCGCUCCGCCCGGGCCUUUGUCAUGCGCAAUGCCCGGGCUGCACGCCCAUGGACCACCCGCAGCAAGGCAUCCCAAGCAGAGGAUGCAGCCCUCACAGCCGACACCCAGGACGAGGAGGACCAUGCAGCAGAGGAUCAAAAAGUGCUUGUCGCAGGGGACGAACCUGCCAACCGGCGAAGACCAUCAGCAACUGGCAAAGCCCGCCAGGGAUCCGUAGGGAAGCCACAGCCCAAGAAACAUCGUCAGCAGCAACAGUCGCCAAAAUCGCGUAGGCAAUCAUCUCUAGAGAUAUGUCCUCGUUGUAACCAUGAACUUGGCGAUGAGGGCUCUUCAGAUGGCCAGCUAGAAUGUGCAGUGUGCAACAAGAGUCUUGCAGUGCUGUCUGCGCAAACGGGACUCUCUGGCGAGGUCGACCCUUUCCGUAUCUCCUCAGUCAGGCUGGAUGGACCGACAAGCUACAUGCUGGACUUCUUCAUAAAAGCUGUCUCACCCCAGAUCGUGCCCAUGGCUGGCCCUGCCCUUUCCCACUCGGCUACAAUCCAGGCUCACUGGAUCGUGCCUUCACUUCAACAGUCAGCCUUCAUGCACGCCAUGCUGGGCUUGAUUGCCCUCCAACUCAGCAUCUUGCAACCACAGCAGACCAAGUUUCGCGGUCUUGUGCAGUACCACAAGAUGCAGGCCAUCAAGAAGGUGCAGCAGGGACUGAACGACCCUGGCCAAGCAGUGUCCGACGAGAAUCUUGCUGCUGUCUUUAAUCUCAUGUGCAUAGAAGAAAAUCUGUUUUUGCCCGAGGUGCCACAGACUGCGGAGCUUCAUGCAGACCAGCGACAAAGGGUAGCUCAUAUGAACGGCUUGAAGGAAAUGAUACGACUCAGGGGCGGCGUUCAUGGGCUGGCGAGCUCAAAGAUGCUGCAGCAUCUAAUUGUCAGACACACCGUGCCUCAACUUGGGAUCUGUUGGCAUAAGUCAUAUCUACUGCCUCGAGAUUUGAUCGGGCAGAUGUAUCACGGAUACCCGGUAUCUUCGCCAUCCUAUGAAAAGCCAGCACCGAUGACAAACCUCUUCACAACACUCGGGUUCGAUGAGAGCUUGAUACAUCUCGUCAAGAUUAUGGAAUGUCUUGAGCACGACCGAAAAGCGUGGGCCAAGGCUCCAGAACGGCAUGAGUGGGAUGCACUCGAUGUGCAGACCAUCUACUCGAUGAUGAUCUCCCAUCUCAUCCGAUGGUACAUCGAGGGUGAUGACAAGAAUAAAUUGAGGCCGGCACAAGGACUCGUCUGCCUCUGUUUCAUUCAAUCAAUUGCUUUCCUUGGCGGUGGCAAGGCGCCCAUGGCAUCAGGUCCAGUGACCGUUUUGUCACGCAUGAAACGCAUGUUCGAUGCGGUGGACGACCCCCUCGAGGGUCUACACGGUACCGGUGUGGACCUCUGGAUCGGUAUCCUAGCUGUGCUCAGCUCCGAUGGGCACGCCAACUACGAGGACCAGUUCUGGCAGAUAUACCUAAACGCUGUUCGGAACCAGGGCGACCGCACCAUGGAAACUUUCGAAGACGUCAAAGCUGCCAUGCACAUCUGUAUGUGGAACACGAUGAUGGAUCUGCCCGCGAGGAUUGUCUGGGACGAAACACCACCUCAUUGGAAACGCGAGGGUGCGAGCCCGGACUCGCACAAUUUGGCUGAUCCCACAAAUCAGCGGAUCAGACUCCCACGGAGCUUGCGCCUAGGCGUACUACUGUCCGCUUCGAACCCGUAUAUGAAUGGCCACCCGGCUGCACAUAUCAAUGUGGAGGGAGAUGAAUCAGCCUACAAUCUUUGA
Microdochium trichocladiopsis is the source of this 1917-nucleotide messenger RNA. RefSeq lists its product as uncharacterized. NCBI's taxonomy places the organism in Eukaryota, Fungi, Ascomycota, Sordariomycetes, Xylariales, Microdochiaceae. The record is from RefSeq and is a predicted model, not a curated record. Bases 1 to 1917 code for a protein of 638 amino acids. The transcript has 3 exons.